Molecule: messenger RNA, 5721 nt
Organism: Gigantopelta aegis
Lineage: Eukaryota; Metazoa; Mollusca; Gastropoda; Neomphalida; Peltospiridae
Exons: 5
Coding region: 873-3395 (840 amino acids)
Biological process (GO): protein ubiquitination; Notch signaling pathway
Molecular function (GO): metal ion binding
Source: RefSeq, a predicted model, not a curated record
UUCGUUUUCAAAAUUGUUAUCUGUUUAAUGUUUUUCAUAAAAUGUUUCGUGAAAAUGCAGCCGAUGUAGCCGAUAGACGUUCUGUGGUAUUUUUGUAGCUAAAGGCUAUAUUUUUCACAACUAUACCGUGCUGAGUAUAACAGAAAACCUCUUUGCCAUGGCUACAGGAAACCCACUGAGAAGAAACCACUCAAGAAGAUCUCAUUCUCGACGGGAAUUGAAAGAGACCAUGAAGACACCGAGUGGUCUGAAAGUGACUGUAUGUUUGUGCGAUAUAACCGACCUGGAAGGAGAUGCCAUAGUGACUGGGGAAGGGGAGGAUAUGAACGGGAAAAGCAAGGUCUCACAGCUGCUAUUGAAACUCGGGGGUUCGGAAUAUGAAAAAAAGAGAAAAGAUAUCAUUGUCAAAAAUAAACAUAAAUCCUUGAAAGAAGGAAGUAUUUAUGACCAACAUGUCGAUUGGAAGAAGUUAAAUUUCCAGUACGUGCUGCAUGCUAUUGUACCCAAGUAUGGGAAGUCGAAUUGGAAGACCAUUAUGGGAAAGCUCUAUGACAACAUAAUUGCGGUGGCAGAAAGGUUGAAGCUGAGAGAGAUCACGAUGCCUUUGCUUGGCUCAGGAAAAGCAAGAGCCCCAUUAGACGAAGCUGCAUUGAUAGCUGUGGAGCAUCUCUUUAAACACCCCAAAUGCGUUGUUGAGGAAAUUAAUCUGGUUACUCUGGAUCAAAUGGCUUUUACUUACCUCCAAAGUAACUGUGACCAAUUUACCAGCAAGUCAUCUCAGCAGCAAAACAGUACUGCUUCAACUAUUACAGGAAAAAAAACAGGCUCAGGAAGUGGGGCAAAUUCUGGUGCAAGAAGUGGGGCAAAACCUGAUGCAGGUGAUAGGGCAAAUUCUGGUGCAGGAGGUGGGGCAAAAUCUGGUGCAAGAAGUGGGGCAAAACCUGUAUGCAGGUGGUGGGGCAAAUUAUGGUGCAGGAGGUGGGGUAAAAUCUGGUGCAAGAAGUGGGGCAAAAUCUAGUGCAAGAAGUGGGGCAAAACCUGAUGCAGGUGGCAGGGCAAAACCUGCUUCCACAAGUGGGGAAAAACCUGGUGCAGGAGGUGGGACAAAACAAGGUGCAGGAAAUGGGGCAAAAACUGGUGCAGGAAAUGGGGCAAAAACUGGUGCAGGAAAUGGGGCAAAACCUGGUGCAGGAGGUGGGAUAAAACCAGGUGCAGGAAAUGGGGCAAACACUGGUGCAGGAGGUGGGACAAAUACAGGUGUAGGAAAUGGGGCAAAAACUGGUGUAGGAAAUGGGGCAAAAACUGGUGCAGGAAAUGGGACAAAAACUGGUGUAGGAAAUAGGGCAAACGAAGGUCAGGAAAGAGGUGCAAAAUCAAAAACACAACCUGAUGCAAGAGUGGGUAGUCUGAAAUCUGAAAAUGAUAUUCACGGUGGCAAGGCCAGAAAGGACACUGAGCCACGUAAAGAGGAUCAAUAUGAUCCCAGCAGGUACGCAGAUGGAACUGAUAAUUCAGCAAAUUCACAUAGAGCGCCUGGAGGACAAUCUCAGCAUUCAAGCACACACCAAAGCAAGUGUGAGGAAAUUGGUGAACAAGGUAAAGGAACUGCCAACAAGAAUUCCAAAACUAAAUCGGGAAAGAGACCUGCAAGUCUGACUUCUAAUGAAUAUGAAGAAACAGAAACGACAUCCAGUAAGAAAACGAAAACUGUGAAUGCAGGGGAUCCUGCUACGACAGAAGAUUCCCAAGACAAAGGACAUGAAAGUGAAAGUGGAGGUGACAAACUGAAAACAAAGAAUGAUACAAAGAAUGAUAAUCUAUCAUCUAGAUCAUCACUGGAACUGGAUAGUGUAACAAAGUCAUCAGUGAAUGAUAAAAAUAAUCAUGGUAGUAAACUAUCUGAAGCAUCUGAAGCAAUAAAUGAUAGUGGAACUGAUGAAGGUAUGGUUAAAAAUAAUGCAGCACGAGAAAGACGGAGGACUGCCACAAGUGCGAAAGACUCUCAGCUGAACCGUAAUAAGCAAGUUCAAAACAAGCAAGAAGCUGCUGCUGAUGUUGGUGGAGUCAAAACGGAAAGAAUGGGUGCUGAUCGUGAUGAUGAAUAUCAUGGUGAUGCUGAUGAUCAUGUUAAUCAACAGAAUGGUCAUGGUGGUGAUGGCAAUGAUAAUGAUGUUGCUGAUGUUAAUCAACAGAAUGGUCGUGGUCGUGGUGGUGAUGGCAAUGAUGAUGAUGUUGCUGAUGUUAAUCAACAGAAUGGUCAUGGUGGUGAUGUCAAUGAUGAUGAUGUUGUCAAUGUUAAUCAACAGAAUGGCCGUGGUGGUGAUGGCAAUGAUGAUGAUGGCAUUGAUAAAGCCAAUGAUGACCAUGAUGAUGAUGCUGAUAUAGUUUAUUCAGAAGCCGAAAAUUAUUCUGGUACACUUAAUCAGACUGCACAUAAAGGAUCAAAACUCCAGAUAAAUUCCAAGGACAAUAAGUCUAACUUACAGAAUGCUGUCAAUGGAAAUAACUCUAAAGUACAAAAGGGUGAUGUAAGACUGGAAGAAGUUAACUCUAACUUGAAAAAUGAUGGUGCCAAAGCUAAGGAAAAUAACUCAAAGUCACCAAAUGGUGGUACAGGAUGCACGGAGGCGACAACAAAAGAAGAUGGCAAACACAAUUCCAAACCACAUCCCAAAGAAAAUAAAGAAUCUGUAAGAAAGAAUAAUACUGACCAGAAGACAAAAGAAACACUUUACCAUGACAACCGCAACAGACUGAAAGAUGGCAAGGAAAAACAAAAAGCAACAUCGGAAGACAGUACAAAAGAAAUGUGUGUCAUUUGUAUGGAAGAAAUAAAAAACCCUAAAAAGUUGGAUAAAUGUGGGCAUGUUUUCUGUCGAAGCUGCAUUACUGAUUGCUUUGAGAAGUUCAAACCGGUGUGUCCCACAUGUAACAUGGUGUAUGGGGUGGUGCUGGGAACACAGCCAGAAGGGACAAUGACUGUAACACACAACUCUGCAAGUCUGCCGGGAUAUCCAGCAUGUGGAAUGAUCAUCAUUGACUAUGUGUUUCAUGAUGGCAUGCAGACGGAGGAACAUCCUAAACCGGGAAGUUCCUACCAUGGAACAAGGCGUACGGCAUUCCUCCCUGAUAACAGAGAAGGGAAAACCAUAUGUAAACUGUUGAGAGUUGCCUUUGAAAGAAGACUUGUCUUCACUAUCGGCAGAUCGUCAACGACUGGGCGAGAAGAUGUCGUCACAUGGAACGAUAUUCACCACAAAACAAGAAUUGAUGGCGGACCUACAAGAUUUGGAUAUCCAGACCCAGACUACUUGAGACGAGUUCGAGAAGAAUUAACGAGCAAGGGCGUAACCGAAAUAAUUUCUUACACACAUGCGUUGGAGAACUUGGUUUGAUAUUUUUUGGUAUCACAGACCGAUAUCACUUGGGUGAGAUAUGGAUUUCAAGACAUCUGAUUGGCUGAUCUACAGUGAUGACACGGACCUUGAUGACAUUGACCUGCACAUUCCCCCCCCCCCCCCCCCCCCCCCCCCCCCCAGUUUUUAGGAUACAUUAAGUAGUGAGCAUAUAGUUCACAUUGAUGCCUUUGGUAAUUGUAAGAUAUAUAUUUUAAAAUCGCAGACCAUAGUUUCAGUUGGAUAGGCAAGGUAACUAUUUUUAAGAUUUAAUUAUUAAUCUAGGCCAGUAGGCCAGUAGGCCAGUGCCUUAUGGCACCCCCCACCCACCUGUACCCACCAUUUUCUCAUUUUCUCAUUUUGACAUCUGGCUCCCUGUAUAUACCUAUGUGUGACCAAGUAAAAUUUUACCUAUUAUCAUCUUGUAAUUUCUUAAAGUUUAUUUAUUAAUUUUUCUUGUGAAAUGUAAAUACAGAAUUUGUAAAUAAUCACGUACUUACAUUUUUGUAGGCUAUUUUCAUGUACAUGUAUCAACUGAAUGUAAAUUAUUUACAGUAUUAUGGAUAAUACUGGAUGCAAUACCAAAUUAAUGGGAAAACUUGCUAAAAAAAUAUAACAAUUUAAUAAAUUAGACAGAAUACGAAGCUCAAAUAUAAAUCUUCUUAAGAGAAAGUAACAAAACCAUUUAACAAGCUAUUCAUUGAUAAAAUAAACAAAAAUCAAAUUAAAUCACAAUACAAAUUAGGUAAAAAGUCUCUUAAAUUUGUUUUUAUAAAUUACCCUUUCAAAUAACCAUUGACACAAAAUUACAAUCUUUUCGAUUUAAAAUUAUAAUAACCAAAUAUAUUACACUAACAGUAAGCUGAUGCAAUGUGAAACGUUUUGAGUGAACUACAUACAGAGGCAGUUUAUCCUAGUAGCACAUGCUACGGCACCCGCGUUUCAGGCGGCCCUGCAGUGAUGUGUACAUUUAUUUGCCCCCCUCUCUCUGAGGGGGUUGCAAACUAAAGGCUAUAUCCUGGGGAGGGGGUCCCGCUGUUAUUUGUGCUACAGACCCCGCGGAUCCUUAAUCCAGCACUGACUACAUGUAUACAUGUACAUUUUGCCCAGAUGCCAAAGUUCGGUCACUUAAUUUGCAAGGUGAAUUGUUAUUGGUUGAAGAAAGGCUUGCAUUAAACUUACAUUGUAUAUAUUCGACUUAUCAGUAUUCCAAGGUCUGUGAUUGCUACUAGAGUUUUGCCAGUAUGACACUAUGUGUCGGGGCUAGCGCCAGCACUGACACUCGCCAAUUGUGCAUUUUAAGAACAACUGGUGAAUUAUAUUUUAAUUUAGCGAAAAAAAAUUGUGUAAUUAAUAAAUAAUUUGUUGGAAAAUAGCUAUAGCUGUUUGUCAGGGCUAGCACUGGCACUCGCCAAUUGUGAAUUUUAAGAACAAUUGGCGAAUUAUAUUUUAAUUUGGCAGAAAAAAUGUGUGUAAUUAAUAAAUAUUUUGUUGGAAAAUAGCUAUAGAUUUUGCAUUUUCAAGAUGAUUUGGUGAAAUUUUCUGAUCACCCAGAGCUGGCCCUGUGUUUGUUCAGGGGCCGUCCAUAAUUUUCAACAUUUUUAUGAGCGUACAAACCGUACACUUUUUUUGAAAAUGAAAAAUGUUGAUCAACAUUUUUCAUUUGGGGAUGUACACUUUUAGGGGUUGGGGAGGGGGUGGUCAAAAGUGUACGGUUUGUACGCUCGUGAAAAUUAUGGACUGCCCCUUAGCCUUUCACACUCAGUCUGACAAACUGGUCCUUUUGUUAAUGUAUCAUGAUUUCUUACCUGCAACCUUUUGUGCAAUCUGAUUAAAAUUAGCUCUACUGAUCUACCAGUAGAUCUAACAGCAUGCCGUGGACUAAUUUAAUAGGUAACAGAAUGCAGUGGAAAGCAUGUAAUUAAAGAUAAAUGACUUUUUUAAAAGGUGUACAAUAGGGUGAGUUUCAAGUAAACAUAUUAAAUUUAUUCUUUGAAUAACAUUUUUAUUUACCGUAUCCGGUAUAGUAAACAUUGUUUUUUUUUCUUAUUAUAUAUUUUUGUGACGACUGUUGAUAUGCAUUCCAGUUUAGUAGUCAUUUUUUUAAACUAAACUAUUUUAUGUGUGUUUUCUUUUACCUGUAUAUAACAGCCACCUGUCCAUAAUGGCCACUUAUGCCAGGUCCCUCGAGUGGCCAUUGUAUAAAGGUUUGACUGUAUAUUCUUUUUUUAAUAUAUUUUAAUAACUGUGCUUUUAAAAAAUUAAUAGAAAUUGUAAUGUUCUGUAUAUACUGUAUAAUAUAAUAUGUAUUUUGAAGGUCUGAAUA